AUGCAGAAACUCAUCAAGCGCACGGCCCAGGCCGAGAAGCAGGUCGCCCGCCGUAUGAAGAAGCGCUCCCGCGGCGAGAUCGGCUCCGAGAAGGCACAGCGCUUCAGGGACCAGCGCAACCAGCUCACGGAGCUCAACCAGGACGUCAAGAACGCCCGUCUCGCCCGCAACGAGAAAUGGGCACUUGGUCCCCUGGCCCCGCGCCGCGACUUUUUCGACAGCUACGGAGCCUUCGAAACGAACAGACAGGGACGCUCGACGGCUCUCAAGCCCGAGGAGGUUGAGGCGCGCUGCGCCUGGGCCGGUGGUUGCCAGUACCUGAACAUUGCCGUCAAUGACCGCGUGGUGCUUCUCGAAGGCCCUGACAAGGGCAAGAUCGACCGCAUUGCUAGCAUCAACCUCGAGUACGGCACCGUGGUGCUGAAGGAGAUCGCAAAGGCCACCGUCGCUGUCCCCGAAACCUUUCAAAGUAUCCUCGACGCUCCCACAACGCAAAACACAUCCGUGAACAUCCCCAUCUCGGCGAUCCGUCUCGUCCACCCCAUCGUCGACCCCGAGACCGGCGUCGCCCGCGACGUCGUAGUCCGUCAGCUCGCCCGCGGCCCCGUCAAGUGGUCCCGCAACACUGGCUGGCGCGCUUGGACGCGUUACAUCCCCGGCGCCAACAUCGCCAUUCCCUGGCCAGAGCGCGACAUCCCCGUCCGCGAGGACCUACCCGGCGAUACGACGCGGGUCGAUGUCGAGCAGAUCACUUUCGUGCCGACGCUCCUAUCCCCACCCAUGCCCGUGUCCGUCAUUGACGAGCUGCGCAACAAGUACUCGCGCUUCCGUACCCGCCACGAGGACGACUACAUCCUCCGCAAGGAGGCCGAAGAGGCCGAGAAGAAGGCCCUCAAGAAGGCGUCGGCCGACGCCCUCGCCUCCAUGCGUACCCCAAUCCAAGAGUUCAACCGCCAGCAGCGCGAGGCCCGUCGCGCCCGCGGCGAGCCCGAGCUGACGACGGACAUGCUACAGCGCAUCGGCGAGAUCAUCGCAAGGAACAAGGCCGCCGUCACGGGUGCUUCCGCGCCGAAACCCAAUAUUUCCGACGUUUCUGCCGUGGCGGCGGAAGCGAGCACGGAGAGCCACCCCCCGCCUCAAUAA
Molecule: messenger RNA, 1143 nt
Organism: Colletotrichum higginsianum IMI 349063
Lineage: Eukaryota; Fungi; Ascomycota; Sordariomycetes; Glomerellales; Glomerellaceae
Product: KOW domain-containing protein
Exons: 2
Coding region: 1-1143 (380 amino acids)
Molecular function (GO): RNA binding
Source: RefSeq, a predicted model, not a curated record